Molecule: messenger RNA, 1394 nt
Organism: Dioscorea cayenensis subsp. rotundata (Guinea yam)
Lineage: Eukaryota; Viridiplantae; Streptophyta; Magnoliopsida; Dioscoreales; Dioscoreaceae
Product: putative septum site-determining protein minD homolog, chloroplastic
Exons: 1
Coding region: 116-1093 (325 amino acids)
Biological process (GO): negative regulation of cell division
Cellular component (GO): cytosol; cytoplasmic side of plasma membrane
Molecular function (GO): ATP hydrolysis activity; ATP binding
Source: RefSeq, a predicted model, not a curated record
UUAGACCAGCAAACAUAGUACCAAGACCUGGUCCCCAAAAUCCCUCGCCAUUUCCACCUUCAAGCCUUGCUUCCAUGGCGGACACUCUUUGAUCUUUCACUCCCAACCCUAUUGAAUGGCUUCCUCUCUCCAUCCCUACUCCUUCCCCGCUUCCUUCCACCCUCUUCCCCACCUCUCCACCAGAUCCCUAAACCCUCGCCACUCCAAUCGCACCAGAUUCACUCCAAUCCCCAUUCGCUCCAUGCUCCAAUGGAACCGCAAGCCGGAGCUCUCCGGCGAGACACCGCGCGUCGUCGUCAUCACCUCCGGUAAGGGCGGCGUCGGCAAGACCACCACCACCGCCAACAUCGGCGUCUCCCUUGCCCGCUAUGGCUUCUCCGUCGUCGCCGUCGACGCCGAUGCCGGCCUACGAAACCUUGAUCUUCUCCUCGGUCUUGAGUCUCGUGUCGUCUACACUGCUGCUGAGGCUCUCAAUGGCGACUGCCGCCUCGACCAGGCGCUAGUCCGUGACCGUCGAUGGUCAUCCCUUGAGCUUCUCUGCAUCUCUCGGCCGCGCUCCAAGCUUUCCCUUGCUUUCGGCCCCAAGGCUCUCACUUGGGUCGUUGACGCUCUCCGCUCGCGCUCAUCCGGGCCUCCUGAUUUCGUCCUUAUUGACUGCCCGGCUGGCAUUGACGCCGGCUUCGUUACCGCCAUCGCUCCUGCUCACGAGGCCGUGCUCGUCACCACCCCCGACAUCACCGCGCUCCGUGAUGCCGACCGUGUCACGGGGCUGCUGGAGUGCGACGGCAUUCGCGACAUCAAGAUGAUCGUGAACCGUGUGCGCACGGAUCUCAUCCGCGGGGAAGACAUGAUGUCUGUGCUCGAUGUGCAAGAAAUGCUAGGCUUGGCAUUGCUUGGUGUUAUCCCAGAUGACGCAGAGGUGAUCAAGAGCACUAACCGCGGGUACCCGCUGGUGCUGAACCAGCCGCCAUCAAUGGCGGGGCUGGCAUUCGAACAGGCUGCAUGGAGGCUAGCCGAGCAGGACAGUAUGAAGGCAGUCAUGGUUGAGGAGGAACCCAAGAAAAGAGGUUUCUUUUCAUUUUUUGGUGGAUAAAUACAAAGAGCAGUGGUUGGUUGAAGGCUGGAUACUAAGGUUAAUUUUUGUACAGUGAGUAGGUAAGAUAAAGCUCCUCUCUUUUCAUUUUCAUCAGUUUUGUGGUUCAAGAUAGUGUUAAUGGCCUUGAUUCUUUGCUUGGAAUGUGAACUUUUGUUAUUUGGUUUGUGCAAGUUCAGAGAUUUUUUUGGUGCUGUAUGGCAUGAUGUAUCCUUUGUGAGAGAGCUUAGUUGGAUGUAAGUUAAUUGACUGUUUAACAUGCUUAAAUGGCACUUUUUUCUUUCUAUGAUUGUGAUAAGUA